AUGGCGAGAGUUAGUGUGUUGAAUGAUGCUCUCAAGAGCAUGUACAAUGCUGAGAAGCGCGGGAAGCGACAGGUCAACAUCAGACCAUCCUCAAAAGUCAUCGUCAAGUUUCUUCUGGUCAUGCAGAAGCAUGGAUACAUUGGCGAGUUUGAAUAUGUAGAUGAUCGCAGGGCUGGUAAGAUUGUGGUUGAAUUGAAUGGGCGGUUGAACAAGUGUGGUGUGAUUAGUCCACGCUUUGAUGUUGGUGUCAAAGAAAUUGAGCCCUGGACUGCAAGGUUGCUCCCAUCACGACAGUUUGGCUGCAUUGUUCUGACUACGUCCGCAGGCAUCAUGGACCAUGAUGAAGCUAGGAGAAAGAAUGUUGGAGGCAAAGUACUAGGUUUGUUUGUCAUAGAGGAUGUAAUACCGUACUCACGGUUCCUCUUAUGGAACUUCAGAGGAUUGUUCUUCCCUUCUGUUUCUUGGAUGUUUACUUCAUUUUGACUGCAAGAGGAAAUUAAAUCUGUUACUCGAAGAAGAUAAUUUACUUUGUUCUAUUAGUGCUAAUUGUUACCGAUCCUGAUUUUUCCUUCUUUUUUCCCCCUCGCCUGUCAUUCACCUAGGCUAUUUCGUUUUUUAAUUUUCACCAGCCACUGUAGAUUCUCAAUUUAUUUCCACAUUCAGUUGCCAUUGUAAAAAUAUUACUUGAGUUCUUUUGUAACCUAGAUUUUGUUAAUGAUGGUUCCGUUGCAUUCUUUAGUCACCAUCUUCAUGAGAUCAAGGGGGUAUUCCAAUGAAACUUUGCGGUGUUCCCUGAGCUGAUUUAGUGCUUUUUAGCGGAUGUAUUCGGUUUGGUUUUUGCCCAUUCAGGAUAACGCUUCAGCAGUCUGAUUAAAUUUGAACCAAGUUGAUCCGGUUAAUGGUACAUUCAAGAACUCAGGCAGCAAUUCGAAAUUCGGGAUCUUACGCUAUGCAAUUGCCUAUUGAGGGUAGAGAGGAACCGCCCGACGUUUUAAGUUUAAUAUUAGGAGCGUUUGAGACAUCAAAACUUGGUUUUUAGAGGCCUCGAGGAUCGAUAAACUUAGCACUUGUUGUGCUUCUGUUUUGCGAGAUUGCCAGAAUUAGGCUGGAAAAAGACCAUGCAAAUCUUUUUUGGUUGGGACCUUGUUUUCUCUUUAACCAGCUAUUAGAUGCUUGUUUGCGGGAAGCUGGGAAGCAGGAUCCGUGUGAAUACUGUCUUCUUUCUUCUCCGUGUCAUGGCUCUUCACGUCUCUUUUAGGUAGUAGCCUUCGUAAUGGCACCAAUUUUUUAUUUUAAUCAGCAGGCAUCGGAUGCCCGCACUGCGGAACCAUCAGGGCGUGCUGUAAAAGAGGUCCUGGUUUUCGUAUAUGUUAAGAUGCAAUACUUUUAUCUUUUUUAUAUGUUUUUGAGCUCCAUGGCACAGCAAGAGAUCCAAUUGCCCAGCAUGUACGUAAUUGAAAUAUCAAACAAAGAUGCUGGUGGCGCAGAUACCGGAUUGAAAAAAAAAAAAAACUCUUAUUCUUCAAAUCCCAGGCCACACGGUUAAUUGUGAAAUUGUAAAUGAUGCAGUGAGAGAGAGAGAGAGAGACGCACACAAGGGGGUAAAACUCAUAAUAAAAUUACUGGAUUAGAUAUUUAAAGCAUCACAAAAGAGAGAUUAUACCAUUUCCUUACAUCAUAUCACGCGAUAUUCUGCCAAAGUUGCUAAAUUGCCCUGCAUGGUCUGAUCACCAUCACGGCCAGCCUUAAUUCUCUACUCCAGUAAGUGCCCGAGGCUGCGGACGGGCGACCAGGCCAUUGAUGCGGAAGUCCAUGAAGGAAUUCAUGGGGAGAGAGGGAGUUCGGCCUUUUAUAGAUGUGUCCUGUCCAUUCGCCUCAUAAAGAAGAUAUUAGUAGCGAACUGUUUGUCGGCUUAAAUGCGAGGGAUCUUCUCCGCAUAUGCCUCUGGCACGUCUCUUUCUGGCUCCACUUAACUGCCAUUUAGCUCCUUUUCCACUACAUCAACUAGUGGCGGAAUCUGGGGAGCUUGUCCCUUUCUCGCUUUUUCUUUUUGCAAAAAUUUUAAAAAUAUCAAAUAGCAGCUAAAAUUUUAAAUUGGGUGCAAAAUGAUCUAGUUGUCUAUCUCUAUUAUAAAACAUUAUCAUAUGAUGAUCAUCUAAUAACUGAACUUUGUAAAAUUUUGGAAUUGCCCAUUUUACUAACUUAGCAAUCGGCUCUUGUUUUGGUGGGAAUUGAAGGGGAAGAAAGAAGUGUCACGUGGCAGAACGCUUUGUGAUCCAUGCCAUCACAUGAAUGACAAUGAACAAAAGGCUUCGACAUUUAUGCAGGUGGAUGGAUGACAAAGAAUAGAAUGUUUUGAGAUUUGUGCAGACGAAAUGGAGUGGUUUGACAUUUGUGCAGACCGGUAAAUGAUAGAGGAUGAAGUGCUCAAGAUUUGUGCACGCGAAUAGAGGACCGAGCAUGGAGUAUUUUGAGAUUUGAGCAAGCAGAUAAAUGAGAGAUUUUUGCAGGAUGGAGCGCUUUGAGAGUUGUGUAGGUGGAUGAAUGAUAAAGAAUAGUUUGCUUUGAGAUAUGUGUAGAUGAAUGGAUGAUGGAGGAUAUUAUGCUUUAAUAUCUGUGCAGGUGAAUAGAUGAUAGAGAAUGAAGCGCUUUGAGAUCUAUGUAAUUGUAGGCGAAUGAAUGAUAGAGAAUGAAAUGCCUUAUGAUGGAUGAUAGAAAAGGGAGCAAUUUGAGUUCGUGCAAAUGGAUGGAUAUAAAGGGUGGAGCGCUUUGAGACUGUGCAUAUAAAUAAAUCACAAGCGGAGUGCUUUUGAGAUUCGUGCAAGUGGAUGGAAGAUAACAGAUGAAGCGCUUUAAGAUCUAUACAGGUGGAUGGAUGAUAAAGGAUAGAAGACCUUGAGAUUUGUGCAUGUAGAUAAAUAUGAUAGGAUAUAGGAUAGAGUUCUUUAAGAUACAUGUACUUGGAUGAACAACAAAAAUGGGGCAUUUUGAUAUCACAUACAACCGGCCUCUUUGAAUCAAAAGUGUUUCCUUUCUUUUUUUUUUUCUUUUUUCACUGAGAUAGUCAAGAUCCAAAUAAACGAGCCUGGAAAGCUUUCAUUGUUUUCUCCUUGCGAAACACUUUUAUAUGUCAGGUGCAGGUCAACUUCCCUUCGGAAUGAGAGCAGCGGUUGUACCCUUCGCCCGAGAGCACGAAAUAAGGAUUCACCUUCAAUCCAUCAUUGGAUCACCCGCUGCUUGCUUUGAGAUUUGUGCAGGCAGAUGAAUAGAACAAUUCAAAGCGCUUUAAGAUCAGCAUACUGGAUGAUCCAACAGUUGAUGGGCACGAAGGAAGCGAAUCCUCCCUUCGUGAGAAAGAAGAAAUGCUGGCCCUCGAGAUGAACAUAUCAAGUUAAGGUGGCACAACAAACCGAUAAUCCCAUUUAUUUAAAGAGCAUAUUAACCGGCAACCUCGUUAUUUUAAACUUGACGCACAUUAGGGGUGAGCUCCAGAGAUUGGUAUAUGGAUCACGAACAACAAACAAAUGAGGGAGGCUUUGGCGAUCAGGUUAUGGCCUGUUUAUUUUUCCCCGCUUGAAAAAUCUAUACUUCUAUGGAUAGAUGAGCAAAUCUCUUACUAAUCCAACUGCCUUACAGUAGCAGAAAAGGGGGUAGCAGUUCCUCAUGCAAGGCAAAAUAUAUAAACCUGCAUAUGAGCAUGGCAUCAGUUCCCGAAGGCCGCAAGACUGAUGAUGUUAAUGCUACCUCUAGUCUUCUGUGUCGAAUAUAUAAACGAGGUGUGGUUACAGAAAACAAAAGAUUGUCAGAGUAUGAAUAGGAGAAAUUGUCAACAUUCAAUGAACAUCCGCACAAUCAAAUUCAUCAAAAUACAUCCUAUUUAAGAGAUGCAUAUAAAGAUUCAUGAGUUUUUUCUUUAUAUCAUAUGCAAGGACUAUAUGCCUAUUUUUAUUUCCUCAUUCCUUUUCAUUUCUUCUGGGUCACAUGUUUCAAUCACACCAGCUAGUGAUGACAACCAUGCAAAACAGUUUUCUG
This is a messenger RNA of Phoenix dactylifera (date palm), 4032 nucleotides long. The record is from RefSeq and is a predicted model, not a curated record. NCBI's taxonomy places the organism in Eukaryota, Viridiplantae, Streptophyta, Magnoliopsida, Arecales, Arecaceae.